Molecule: messenger RNA, 1770 nt
Organism: Moesziomyces aphidis
Lineage: Eukaryota; Fungi; Basidiomycota; Ustilaginomycetes; Ustilaginales; Ustilaginaceae
Source: the annotation of a GenBank genome assembly
AUGGCACGCACCGACACCGCCGCGCGCCACCUCGACACCGAGCAGCACCAGCGUCUGCUGCGGCGCAAGCUCAUCUCGCUCGCCGGCUCCGUGUGCGUCUCGCUGUCGGCCGGAUCGAACUAUGCAUUCUCGUCGUUCGCGCCGCAGCUGCAGGAGUCGCUGCACCUCAGCUCGACGCAGAUCAAUCUGAUUGGCAUUGCGGGCAAUGCGGGCGUCUACCUCUCGUCUCCGCUCUGGGGGCGGUUUAUCGACAAGCGCGGCCCGCAGACUGCGCUCGUCGUUGCAGCCGUGCUUGUUCCGCUCGGCUAUGCGGGGCUGUCCGCCAGCUACACGGGCGAGUGGAGGAUGCACUCGACGCCGCUGCUGUUCAUGCUCAACCUGCUGACCGGCCUGGGUAACAGCGGUGGGUUCACCGCAGCGAUGAAUGCACAGGCCAAGUCGUGGGGUGGAAGCAGGAGGGGCACGGCGACGGCGCUUGUGCUGUCAGGAUUCGGGCUUAGUGCGUUCUUCUACUCGACGCUGAGCCACUUGUUGUUUCCAGGCAACACAGGCGACUACCUGCUGCUGCUCGCAUUUGGCAGUAUGGCGAGCAUGCUCAUCGGGCUCGGACUCAUCACGAUCAUCCCGCCACUCGAGGCGCCUGCCCCUGCGCACGCCGAGAGGAGCGAGGGGGGAUCGGGCUACCUGCGCAGGAGGACGUCGUCGGACAUCGGUGCACGCGCUACCGUCUGGCACCGGCCCGAAGCACUGAGUGCCGAAGCGACGGACGAUGAAGACGAGCCUCGAGCUCCGCACGUCGGUGGCUCGCGCGAUGCCAUGACCCCCGCAGACGAGGUGGAUCCCGAGGCACAAGGCCUGCUGUCCGGGCGCGACGAGUCCAAGCGCACUGGCCGCGAGGUCGAUCCUGCCCACGUCGACAUUUCGGGCCGCAAGCUGUUCCGCCAACCCGACUUCUACCUGAUCUUCCUGGUCAUGACGCUCGUCUCGGGCGCUGGGUUGCUGCUCAUCAACAACGUCGGCACCAUCACCAAGACGCUGUGGGACUACAACCACCGCACCGACGCCGUGCUGGUCGCCGCCGACAAUGCUGAUCUUCGUCGCCGCGCGCCCGUUUCGACCGAAGCGUUCGAGACGGCCAAGAAGAGCGCCAAGAGUUCGGUGCAGCAGAUGCAGGCACGCCAGGUCUCGCUCAUCUCGCUGUGCAAUUUCGGCGGGCGCAUCUUCAUCGGUCUGCUCUCGGACUGGCUCGUGAACCGAACCGCUUCGGCUGCCAAUAGGGUGUGGCUGCUCGUGGUGGUUACGACGCUGGCGCUGGGGAGCCAGUUGCUGGCCGCGUUUCCGGGCGCGGUGGAUACGGUGGAUCGUCUGUUUGCUGUGUCGGCGCUCACGGGCCUGGCGUACGGUACGCUGUUUGGCGUAUGCCCCACGCUCGUCUUUGAGUGGUUUGGCAUGAAACACUUCAGCCAGAACUAUGGCUUUGUAAGUCUUUCGCCCGUCGUGGCGGGCAAUGUGUUCAACCUGCUCUUUGGACACAUCUACGACAGCCAUGUGCCCACCGACGCGAGCGUGCUCAGCGCUGUAUCGGAUGUCCUGGCGUCGGUGCGCGGCAAGAACGACCAUCCAGCAACACGGCACCUGUGCAUGGAUGGCGAGGAGUGUUACCGUCAAGUUUUCGUCGUCACCUCCGCAGGCUGCGUGGUAGCCGUCCUGCUCAGUCUGGUGCUUAUUGCAAGAAGAGCCACCAACGUGCCCUCUUUCCUUCGUCGCUAG